Acanthaster planci (crown-of-thorns starfish) is the source of this 2814-nucleotide messenger RNA. RefSeq lists its product as uncharacterized. Gene Ontology annotation, biological process: carbohydrate metabolic process. Gene Ontology annotation, molecular function: xylose isomerase activity. The record is from RefSeq and is a predicted model, not a curated record. NCBI's taxonomy places the organism in Eukaryota, Metazoa, Echinodermata, Asteroidea, Valvatida, Acanthasteridae.
GUAGAAACAGCUGUACGGGAUUUGCAGAUCGCAAGGGCAAGAAGGGGGUGGGUCUUCGUCCUGUUGCGUAAAUUUGUUAUGAUACUUGUGCUCUUGAUCGGGCUUGAAGAGAUCGAAGACAAUGUCUCAAGGAUCGAAGGCCAAACGGGCCCGUUUAUCGGCGGAAAAUGACUCCAAAAACCAUGAAGACUCGACAGAGUUUUUUAAGGGUAUAAGCAAAAUUGAGUACAGACCCAAUGCAGGACCCACCGAUGUGCUGUGUUUUAAACAUUACAAUGCUAAGGAGGUCAUUAAUGGGCGGACGAUGGAGGACUGGUUACGAUUCUCCGUCGUCUACUGGCACACCUUCAGGGGAGUAGGUCUGGACCCCUUUGGAGCCCCCACCAUCAAGAGACAUUGGGAAGAUGGCAGUGACAGUAUGGAAAAUGCCAAGAGACGCAUGCGUGCUGCCUUUGAGUUCUUUAGCAAGCUGGGUGUCAAGUACUGGACAUUCCAUGACAGGGAUGUAGCACCUGAGGGAGCCACACUGGAGGAAACCAACCGUAACCUGGAUGAGAUCACUGACCUGGCCAAGGAGCUGAUGGCCCGGACUGGAGUAAAGCUCUUGUGGAACACAUGCAACUUGUUCUCCCAUCCAAGAUACAUGAAUGGCGCAGCAACCAACCCCGAUGCGCAUGUCGUUGCGUACGCUGCGGCCCAAGUCAAAAAGGGACUGGAAAUCGGCAAGAAACUCGGAGCUGAAAACUUUGUCUUCUGGGGUGGUCGUGAGGGCUAUAUGAGUCUCCUGAACACCGACGUUCUCGCUGAGCUCACCCAUGCAGCCAACUUCUUCAAGAUGGCCGUUGAUUACAAGAAGAAGAUUGGCUUUGAGGGCCAGCUGCUGAUUGAGCCAAAGCCUAAGGAACCAACCAGACAUCAAUAUGACUAUGAUGCGAUGACCGUUAUCGGAUUCCUUCAACACUUCGGGCUAGCCGAUGACUUCAAGAUCAACGUUGAGCCUAACCACACGAUGCUGGCUGGCCACCCAUAUGAGCACGACAUUGUGUUGGCUUCCAAGUUUGGAAUGCUUGGUUCUGUGGAUUCCAACACUGGUUCCCCUGACCUAGGGUGGGAUACCGACCAGUUCCCCAUGGACAUCCGAGACACUACACUUGUCAUGAAGGCUGUUAUUGAGCAGGGUGGGCUCGAGCCGGGAGGCCUCAACUUCGAUGCCAAAGUCCGCCGUGAAUCCACCAACCUCCAGGACAUGUUCAUCGCCCACAUCGGUGCCAUGGAUUCCUUUGCCAGGGGCCUGCGCUGCGCGGUCAAACUGGUGGCCGAAGGAGCCAUGGCCAAAAUGGUGGAGGACCGUUACAGUAGCUUCAAGGAGGGUAUCGGUGCAAAGAUCAAAACAGGGACAGCUACACUGGAAGAGUGUGAGGACUAUGUAAAGAAGCAUGGAGCUCCAUCUCAAAUCUCGGGUGAACAGGAGAAGUACGAGUGUGUCCUCAACCACUAUGUGUAAGCACUGACGAAGAAUGCAGCGUGCUCCAGCACAAUUGGUAAUCACGACAGGUGUUUAAAUCAAAAGCCACUGAACAAGGCCAAUACUUGCGAUAUUGUGUGAAUGAGCUAGUCUGGUAUUUCAAAAAGACAGUCUUUUCAGAACGACACAUGCAUGAGUUGGCGCACGGCAUUUCUGACAGACAACUGUGCAUGCGUUCUACUGUUCCCAAAUAGCCAGCCUCGAACACACUUCUAUUUGGGCAUACGCUGUUGGAAUACCGAACUGGGUCAUUGUUAAAGAUAUCAAUGAAAGUGUCUACCUGAAUAAAUCCUGACAGUUAAGAAUGUGUGUUAGUGGGCGUUGUAGUUCUGACAAGGCAUUCAAGAUUCUGAGGGUUUGUCAGGUUCUCAUGGGGCCAAGUUAGCAACAAAUCAGGCGCAAUAAAAUUGAUAAAUCUGUGAGUAGGGAAAGAUAUACUACUAGGUAUUCGAAUUGGUAAUAGUAUUACCCAGAUUAUGAUCAUUUCUUCUUUAUAUCAGUCUUGCCCGUGAUACCUGCAGUUCUAGCCAUUACUAUCCAAAUAAAUUAAUUGCCUUUAUUUUCUAUGUACUCAUUUUUUUUUUAGUGGUUAGAAUCCAAACAGGUAGUUGUUUUUAGUUGUACGUUGUGCAUGGGACCCUCGGGAGAAUUUUGAUAAUACAUUAAUGUUCACACUGAUAUGAGGGAAAACUUGUAAUACACUUUAUCUUUGAGUCUAAUUAUGCUGAAUGCAAUUGAUUCUAUGCAAUUGGAACUGCACCCUCAGAUCAGAGUUGAACAAAAAGAGAGCUACAAUAAAUCCAAACUGCAACACUACAGUAAACCACAGCCACUAAUUUUAUAAUCUCGUGGUUGGAGGUUGUUCCAUUUAUUACGCUCACGUCUGGGCAAUGGGGCAACUCUCCAUUUACUUUGUACAGGGAUUUGCAUAUUUUCCUCCUUUUUUGCUGCAACAUGAUAAAAAUAACUGAAACCUUUUCGGUGUUGGAGAUAUUUACAGCACAUAACAGUCAACUGCAAGGUGUAUGUUUAAAGCAUCUUUUAAUAUUUUUGUGUUAUUUACAAAAUAAAAGACUUAGACUAUUAAAAACAGAAUAUUAUUAGUGCUAUUUUUGGAUAUGACAUACCUGUCUUCUCAGAAAGCCAAUUACUGAAUUGCAAUUCUCAACAAACUGCGUGAACAUUUUAGAUUUUUGGAAGUGUCAGUUUAUAUUUCUCUUAUAAUUCAGUACCUGAUUUUUAUUAAUUAUCCAUGAUCUUUCAUUAAAUUAACUUUUGAAUGAAAACAA